GUUGGGGAGGCAACCUGGGCAACCUGAUCAGGAGACAAGGCCACCGCUCCAAGUCGAGGAACAAACGCUGACCGUGACGAGAAGCGAGAUGCAGAAAAUGAUCACGGAGGCAGUAGCGGCCCAACUCAAACAGACGCCAGUCGAGCAACCAAGGGUCGAACGGCCCAGGAUCGAACAAGCAAGGGUCGAGCAGCCUCAAAAUGAGCAGCAACUCCUUGAGCGCGAGCAACAGGCGCAAUCACAUGAGAGGCAGAACAAGAGGGUAGACGAAGAAGAGUCCUCUGUCAGGACUGUUAAUCCACAAGCCAGAAACGAUACCCUGGAGCAGCUGUUAGUGCAGGUCCGAGACUUGCAGGCUCGAGUAGAAGGAAGAAAAACGGGAAGCUCGAGGGGACAUCCUUUUUCGCAACAUAUUCUAGACGCCGACUUGCCUCAGGGGUUCAGGGAGCUCAACAUCUGGUAUGACGGGUCGACUGAUCCCUCUCGACAUCUAAGGAGUUUCAAAAACAUGGCAAAGGAUAAAAAGCCGGUCGCGACGACUGAAAGAAAGGGAUCCCCGAGGUCUGAAAGAGAUGGACGAUCAAGGGGAUGGAGGACAGCCCAAUAUACUCCUCUGUUAGCUUCGAAUGCAAGGAUACUGGAGGUUAUGGAGAAAGAGAUCCGUGACAAUGUUUUCAGGUGGCCACGGACGAGAAAGGAUGGGCCAACAAAGCCUAAAAGCGAUCUGUAUUGUCGAUUUCACAAAGACUACGGCCAUAAUACCGAUGAAUGUCGACACCUAAAAAAUGAGAUUGAGAGACUAAUCAAAGCGGGCCAUCUGAAGGAAUUCAUUUAUAAAGAUCGAGAACGAACCAGUCGACGAAGGGAGAGAAGCAAAAGCCCUCACAAGAGGGCAAGAACACCCGAUAAGGAGGAGCUUCCCCAGAAAAGAGGAAUAAUUCAUAUGAUAUUUGGAGGGCCAACCGAUGGUGAUUCAAAUCGGGCUAGAAAAGCAUAUGCUCGAGGGCAUCACGGAAAAACCGAAGUGCAACAGGUCGAGGAAGAUGGUCAAGUGAUGAAUUUCGAACCAGCAGACAUGGGAGCGGUCGAGAGACCUCACAACGAUGCCUUGAUGAUCACAGCUCAGAUAUCGGGCUAUGGAGUCCAGAGAAUCUUUGUCGACACAGGGAGCUCGGUGAAUGUGAUUUUUUUUUAUUGUCUUAAACGGAUGGAACUCGACAUUGAACUCUCACCUCUCCACACUUCACUUUUUGGAUUUAAUGGCUCAGAAGUCGCACCCCUAGGGGAAACCACUCUCGCUGUCGUCCUCGGGGAAGGCGACUUAAGGAAGGUGAAGAUGGUGCGAUUUGUCGUGGUCGACGUCGAGUCGGCUUAUAAUGUGAUUCUGGGAAGGCCAGCACUCAACACAUUCCAAGCAGUAGUGUCAACCUAUCAUAUGAAGCUAAAGUUCCCC
This is a messenger RNA of Striga hermonthica, 1453 nucleotides long. The record is from the annotation of a GenBank genome assembly. Lineage: Eukaryota; Viridiplantae; Streptophyta; Magnoliopsida; Lamiales; Orobanchaceae.